Messenger RNA from Colletotrichum abscissum, 426 nucleotides. RefSeq lists its product as uncharacterized. The transcript has 2 exons. Lineage: Eukaryota; Fungi; Ascomycota; Sordariomycetes; Glomerellales; Glomerellaceae. The record is from RefSeq and is a predicted model, not a curated record. The coding region runs from base 1 to 426 and encodes 141 amino acids.
AUGAUGGGGCAGGGCUGGGGGAGGCCAGCCAAGGCAAGGUCGAGGUUCAAGGUCAAGGUUGCGUCGAGUCGAGUCGGAGUCGAGUCGAGCAGCAAGUUGAUGUCUCAACGGGAUGUCCCUCCUGCUGGGCCGUUGACCUGUGCCUUCUUCAGCGGCAGCGGCAAAGGCAAGGUCACCGGGAAGGGAAGGGAAGGGGGCACGCAGGACGCAGGACGCAGAAGCAGCAGUACGCAGGCCGUGGUAGACCCAGACUUGCAGACUGGUAGACUGGGAACAGAGGAGGAGGAGGAGGAGGAGAAGAAAGAAGACAAGGUCGUCGACGAGGGCCCAGGACGAGGGGCGGCACUGAAACGGUUUGAUAAGAGCAAACGAGCACAGUUCAGGAUACCAGGUCCAGGGCCUUUUGCUGCUGUUGCAGUAGUGUAG